UCAUUCCCAUCAACAUUAUAUUUGUUUCACAAAAAAUCAAUAUUUUAAUUAUUUAUUUGCAUCGUCAAAUAAUUUAUAGUUAAAUUAAAAAAUAGGAUAUUAAAAAGUGAGAUUCAGUAUUUUAAAAUUGUUUGAAAAUAAAUUUAACUAAUCUAUUAAUACUAUUCGGAAAUAAAUUUAGUUAGGUUGAUUUCAAAUAAUGGUUUUGCUUUAAUAGUACAGAUAUCUAAGAUUUUUGUCUAACAUAUUUUCUAUUCAUAUAUGUAUUGCUAAUUUCUAUGUAGUUUUCUAAAAUCUAUACUUCUUGUAAAUAGAAAAAAAUUGGUUAAUUCUUUUCAUAUACGAAUUUAGAAAUAUCAAUAAAUAUUCUUAUAAACUAAUAAAAAUCAUUAUAUUCAUUAAUUAAAAUGAUUUCUCAUAUUCAUAACUAAAAUUUAAUAAAAAUGUUAAUUUUUAUGUUCUUUUACCAACUGUUGAUUUUUAUGUUUAAAUUCUCACCAGAAAUUGUGAAAUACUUCUAGUGAAAAGUACACAGCCGAUUCAAAAUUGAUGGAAUGUUGCAGUUCAAUCCAAUAAUGUUCGAGAUAUGCUAAUGCUAUUUUAUAGGUUUGGCUCAGGUUUAUUUUGUAAGCUAAUUGUUUUUGGGCUUCAAAGUUAUAAUCUCUAAUAUAAAUUUAUUUCUUUUUGUUAAUUAAUAAGUACAUUUAAUCUUUCAACAACAACAACAAAAACAAAAACUAUUGAAAAACAAAAAGAAAAAGAAAAAAAGCUGUCAAAAUCUACGGGAUCCAAUAAUAAAAUAAACUAACAUAUUUAAAUGUAUGUAUAGCCAACCUAAUUACCCUUAGCCAAACAAAUCUGUAUACUUCCUCCUCAUAUAUCUAUAUAUUAUAAAGUUGAGAAAGUGACAACCAAAAAAAGAUCAAGACAGAAAAGGACAGAAAGAUAGAGCAGAAAUGGAAGAGACAAAAUCAAAAUUCAGGAGGAUCUGUGUCUUCUGUGGAAGCAGUUCCGGCAACAAGACCACUUAUCACGACGCUGCUCUCCAACUCGCCCACCAACUGGUGGAGAGAAAGAUCGAUUUGGUGUAUGGAGGAGGAAGCGUGGGGCUAAUGGGUCUCAUAUCUCAGGCGGUUCAUGAUGGUGGUCGUCAUGUCCUUGGAAUCAUUCCGAAGUCUUUAGCACCAAGAGAGAUCACCGGUGAAUCAAUUGGAGAUGUUAUAACAGUAUCGACUAUGCACCAAAGGAAGGCUGAAAUGGGUCGUCAAGCGGAUGCCUUCGUCGCACUUCCUGGUGGAUACGGGACAUUUGAAGAGUUGUUGGAAGUCAUCAGCUGGUCUCAGCUUGGGAUCCACACUAAACCGGUAAUUAAUAAAAAAAAAUUAGAUAUGAAAUUGUAAGCACAUCAUUCAGGCCGGUAAAUCCGGUUAUCCGACAAAACAUAGUUAAAGAUGUUUGUUAUGUCAUACAAAAACGAAGAUGUUUGUUAUGUGUUGAUGGACAGAGUAGAGAUUUUGCUAAAUUGUAUUUAAAAAACAAAACUAAACUCUUAAUUGGCUAUAUAUGUGUAUGUGUGGAAAGAGAAUCUAAGCAUAUGGGUUCAAGUCAUAUUGUCACAUGGAAUAAUGUCUCAACAAAAGAGUACCCUAAAAUCAUAUUGUACGUAAAUAAUUAUGAAUGGAUAUAAAUAUUGAUAAACAAGACAUAUUCAUACACUAAGAAACAUUUAUACAAUGUCAAAGAAGGCAAAAUUUUUAAAUAUUAUGCAUAGGGGUAUAUACAUAAUGUGAAGUUACAAAAAUGCAGGUGGGACUACUGAAUGUGGAUGGAUUCUACGAUUCGCUAUUAACGUUUAUAGAUAAGGCAGUGGACGAAGGCUUUGUCUCCUCCACGGCCCGCCGUAUCAUCGUCUCCGCCCCGACCGCUUCUCAGUUGCUCCAACUUCUGGAGGUUUAUUUCUUCUUCUUUUUUUUUCUUUCAUUAACUUUCAGUUCUGUUCGUAUACAAAUUAAAUGCGUGAAUCUCAGAAGAGGAUAUGAUUAAACUAGUUAAGUUUAUGUUUGUGGUUGCAGGAGUAUGUUCCAAAGCACGAUGAUUUUGUGUCCAAAAUGGUGUGGGACGAUAUUGCGGACGCUCCCACAUCUGAAGGCGGUUCGUGUUAGAUUUGCAUUACAUUAGUCCGCUGUUUCUCGAAUCUCAAUUUUUUUUGUCCAUUGGCCACUAUUCAAAAGAUUGAUUCCUUUAUGUAAUCGUAUGUCAUAUUUGAAUUCUAAUUAUUCAAACUAAAAAUUUAUUAUAUUAAGAAAUUUUGUUGAAUAGAAUAAAUAUCUGCCUUUCCUAUUUGUUUGGUUGUAUUUAAAAAACUAAUAAAAUUAAAUUAAAAAAUAGUGAUGCGAAACCUUCAAUAUUUGCCAUUAGGCAUAGCAAUUAGCAAACACCAUGUUUUACAACUAACGGGUUAGAUCAGUGGCGUUUAAGAAAUAACUUCAAGUUGGUCACCCAUAAUAUCUUAAAUGAUAAAAAUACUGGCUGAUUUGGCUUCGUGGGAUUACUCGGUUGCGCCGGAUCCUCACGGGUUUCUAAAAAAAAAAUCCUGUUUUACAGUUUGUGGCCACCCUAAUAUUUUAAAAAUAAUUAUUUUACUAU
This is a messenger RNA of Brassica napus (rape), 2646 nucleotides long. RefSeq names its product cytokinin riboside 5'-monophosphate phosphoribohydrolase LOG2-like. Lineage: Eukaryota; Viridiplantae; Streptophyta; Magnoliopsida; Brassicales; Brassicaceae. The transcript is spliced from 5 exons. Gene Ontology annotation, molecular function: hydrolase activity, hydrolyzing N-glycosyl compounds. Gene Ontology annotation, cellular component: nucleus; cytosol. The record is from RefSeq and is a predicted model, not a curated record. Gene Ontology annotation, biological process: cytokinin biosynthetic process. The coding region runs from base 957 to 1400 and encodes 147 amino acids.